Molecule: messenger RNA, 3684 nt
Organism: Adineta steineri
Lineage: Eukaryota; Metazoa; Rotifera; Eurotatoria; Adinetida; Adinetidae
Source: the annotation of a GenBank genome assembly
AUGGUCGAUAUAUUUAAGUCGGCCAUUGAUGCAGCAUUUGGUGCUGGAUCAACAGCUCGUAUAACAAAUAAUAUAGGAUUUGGUGGUGGAGCAUUAGGACUAGGAAGCGGAGGUGUUAAAAGUGACUUCACUGGACAAAUUGUUGAUGUUGGAAAUAUACGAUUAAGAGUUGGAAAUCAAAUAGCGGAAGGUGGUUAUGCGUUAGUAUUUAUUGCUUAUGAUGUAAAAACAAAUAAAGAAUAUGCAUUAAAAAGAUUAUAUGCUGCGGAUGAUAGUGCAAAAAAAGUUAUUGCACAAGAAAUAACAUUUCUUCAAAAAUUAAAUGGAGAUCAACAUAUAGUUCCGUAUAUAGCAGCUGCAUCAAGUCAAGAUACAACAUUACGUCGAACGGAAUAUCUUCUUGUAACGGAAUAUUGUGCAGGUGGUCGAUUAUAUGAAAGAGUUGUACAUCGUUCAAAACCAUUAGAAGUUGAACAAGUUAUACAAAUAUUUUAUCAAAUAUGUCGUGCAGUUAAACAUAUGCAUGAACAAGAACCUCCUAUAAUACAUCGAGACUUAAAAGUUGAAAAUUGCCUUUUAACAUCAGCAGGUUUUAUUCAGUUAUGUGAUUUUGGUUCAGCAACAACUAAAGUUUAUUUACCUGAUGAAACAUGGACAGUUAAAAAACGAGAUUAUGUAGAAGAUGAAAUGACUAAAGUAACAACACCGAUGUAUAGAGCACCGGAAAUGUUAGAUACAUAUAAUAAUCAUCCAAUUAAUGAACAAGUGGAUAUUUGGGCACUUGGUUGUCUUUUAUAUUAUCUAUGUUUUAUCAAUCAUCCAUUUGAAGAUUCAGCUAAAUUAAGAAUUCUUAAUGCUAAAUAUACAAUACCAGCUAAUAAUACAAGAUAUACUGUGCUUCAUGAUCUUAUACGUACAUUAUUGCAAAUCGAUCCUCGUCAACGACCAACAAUUCAUACACUUGUUGAAAAUAUUGAAGAUUUAGCUAUUGGAAAUGAUGUUGGUCUUAAUGAACCACUUCUUUUUCUUUUUAAUCCUAAUGAAACAUUUUCUUCAACGAGUCCUUCUAAUCCUGCUGCUGCGGCUGCUGCUCCCGGCGGUGGCGGAAAUACACCAACUAUUCCACCGAGAGCAGCACCAGCUGGUGGAAGUAGUUCAUCAUUUAGCGCUGGUGUUAGUAGUUAUAUUCCAUCAUCAAUAAAAGGUAUAAAUACAUCGGGAAAAUCAUGGAUGAAAAAUAUAUUAGACACAUCAUCAAAAGUCAUUACUGAAGGUGUUCAACAAGUUAAACAAACUUUAGCAACAAAUGUACCAACAACUUUAACAGCAGGAACUUCACCUGGUUCUGGUCAUCAUUUUGAAGUUGAUCUUAGUUAUAUUUCAACAAAAGUAAUCGUAAUGUCUACACCCCGCGAUAAUCCAUCUGAAAUAUCGGGUCGUCAAUCAGCUGAAUUAAUUCGUGAUUUACUUGAUACGAAACACUCACAAUCAUAUAUGUUAUUUUCACUUGAUCAACAACAUCGUAAUCAUCCAACAUACCGCAAAGAAAUAUUUCAUAAUAAAGUUAUUGAUUUACCACUAGCUGAUGAAAAACAUUCACCACGUUUAAUUGAUGUAUUAUGUUUUUGUCAAAAAGUUAGUUCAUUUCUGCUUGAAUCACCAUCAAAUACAGCUGUUAUUCAUUGUGCUGAUGGAAGAAAUCAAAUAGCAUUUGCAGCAUGUUCAUUAAUUGCAUAUCAUGGAAUAUUUCAACAAGUUGAUCAUAUUGUUCGAUAUUAUGAAGCACGUCGUUGUGCACAUCCUUUAUUAACAAUGUCACAAAAAAGAUAUAUCCAAUAUCUAUGUGAUUUAUCAUUUGGUACUAUUGAAAGACCACAUUUUACUGAAUUAGUUAUCAAAACAAUUAAUUUAUCACCUGUACCAUUAUUUAAUCGAGAAAGAAACGGUUGUCGUCCAUAUAUUGAUGUUUUUAAUCAAGAUAAUAAAAAGAUUUUUUCAACAUAUCAAGAUCCAAAUAAACUUCGAGUAUUUACGGCAACAGAUGGUGUUUGUCUUAUUCCAAUUAAUAUUCCAUUUAAUGGUGAUCUUACAAUUCAUGUAUUACAUGCGCCAGUUGGAUUAUCAUUUCAAGCACAUGAUGGUGGUAUUCAAAUAUGUCAAUUAACAAUUAAUUCAAAUUUUUGUUCUUUAAAUCAUUCCGAAUUGUCUUAUUCAAGAUAUGAACUGGAUGGUAUUGAACAUACGGAAAAAUAUCCUCCGUCAUUUCGUGUGACACUUGAUACAACACCAUCAAAGAAACCAGCAUCAAAUGAACAAGACAUUCUUUCUAAACUAUUAGAUACUACACUUAAAAAACCGCAAUGUUUAUUUAAAGAUGAAAUUGAAUUUCGUCAGACUAUUGAAGAAUAUGAAAAACGAUAUAAAAUUACAAGUGGUGAUGGUUAUCAUUAUCGUGGAACUUAUACAUCUGAAUCUUCAUCAACUAUGCAAUCCAAUAACCUUAAUAUUAGUCAACCAGUUACCAAUGUUAGCAAUCCAUCUUCACCUCAAAUCAAUCGUCGUGCAUCUCCAACACCACAAACAAAUAUAGUCACUAAUCCAUUUCUAGAACAGCAAAAUGAAUCAAAUCCUCCUCCAUUCAAACAAGAAUUACAAACGAAUGAUGACAUAGCAGUCGGUACUCUUCUUGAUAUAAUGGGUGAUGAUACAACAAAUCAUUUUCCAUCACAACCAACUUUAUUAACAAGUGCACAGAAUGAUUUAUUUAAUUUACAUAUGGAUACUCCAUCAAAUUUUUCUGUACCACCACCACAACUACCAUCACAAUCUAUAAAAACAACAGAUUUACUUGGUGUAGAUUUUAAUUCAAUGCCAUUAGAUAAACCAAUAUUACAUCGAAAUGCAUCAGAAACAGUAUUACCAGUACCUAUUCAAGCAAUAAAUAUUCAUAAAACUGAAACAAAAUCUUCUUCAAAUCAAAAUAUUAAUCGUUUAGAUCCAUUUAAAGAUUUAUUUGCAACAUCAACAGCAACACCAACACAAAAAACAUCAAGUAAUGAAAGUCUUGCUGCAAAACAAGCUGCUGCUGCAACAAAAUUGCAUAAUACACCACCAACAUCAACAACAUCAAUUCCAAAUUAUAAUAUUAAUAUAGCAAAUAGACCUAAUCCAACACCAACACCACCACCACCCCAACAACAGCAACAAUCAAAUCCAAUGAAACCCAAUCCACCACCACCAUCACAAACAACAACAUCGACAUCAGCUCGUCCUCAAGCAUCAAAACUUGAUUUUGAUACAUUAGUUCAACAACAAGCUGGAAUGUCGGAUUUUGGUUCUAAAGCACGACAAGGUACAGCAGCUAUUGGUGAUAUUCGUAAAGCUGAAUUAGCUAAAGAUCUUGAUCCAGAUGUUCUUAGAGUUCGAGAAUGGACUGAAGGAAAAAAGAGAAAUAUUCGAGCAUUAUUAUGUUCAUUAACAAAUGUAACAUGGCCUGAAUGUACAUGGGGUGGAUGUCAUAUGCAUGAUUUAUUAACACCUGAUCAAGUUAAAAAAGUUUAUCGAAAAGCAGUACUUCAUAUUCAUCCGGAUAAACUUCGUGGUGAUCCAAAUGAACCCCUAGCAAAAUUAAUCUUUGUUGAACUUAAUGAAGCAUGGUCUCAAUUUGAACAGGAAACAAAUUAA